Messenger RNA from Emys orbicularis (European pond turtle), 1098 nucleotides. It is a transcript of the gene SP6, whose product is annotated as Sp6 transcription factor. The record is from RefSeq and is a predicted model, not a curated record. Gene Ontology annotation, molecular function: DNA-binding transcription factor activity, RNA polymerase II-specific; RNA polymerase II cis-regulatory region sequence-specific DNA binding. Gene Ontology annotation, biological process: regulation of transcription by RNA polymerase II. Lineage: Eukaryota; Metazoa; Chordata; Testudines; Emydidae. The transcript has a single exon. The coding region runs from base 1 to 1098 and encodes 365 amino acids.
AUGCUCACAGCCGUCUGCGGCUCUCUUGCCAACCAGCGCUCGGACACGCCGCGCGCCUCCUCCCCGCGCUUGGACCUGCAGCCCCUGCAGCCCUACCAGCCCCACGCCAGCUCCGAGGCGGGCGGCGACUUCCCCUCCCCUCUCCAGCCCACGGAGGUCCAGAACCUGCCCUUGGUGGGCCCCGGGGUGGAGUUCACGGCCGCCCCCAGCUACGAUCUGCAUGGCUCUUCGAGGCUAGACCUGGAUGGUGACAGCCUGCUGGCCCCCGGCACGUACUCCAAGCUCCUGCAGCCGCCUCCCGAAAUGGCCCACCCCUACGAGCCCUGGUUCAGGCCCUCGCACCCCAGCAACGCCGCCGAGGACGGCGGCGUGAAUCCCUGGUGGGACCUCCAUGCCGGAUCCAGCUGGAUGGAUCUGCCGCCGGGUCAAGGCGGCCUGCAAGCCCCUGGCCCGGCGGGCGGACUCCAGCCGGCGCUGGGGGGUUACGGCUCCGCUGAGCACCAGCUCUGUGGCCCGCCGCAUCACCUCCUGCCCUCGGCCCAGCACCUGAUGGGCCAGGAAGAGCUGAAGCCACUCGCCUCGCCUCCCGAGCAGGCUGUGGACGGUACCGCUAGGCCGAAGAGCUCGAGGCGAUCGGUGCCCCGGAGCGCCGGGCAGGCAGUGUGCCGCUGCCCGAACUGCCAGGAGGCCGAGAGGGUGGGUCCGGGCCCGGACGGGGCCAAGAAGAAGCAUCUGCACAACUGCCACAUCCCCGGCUGCGGCAAGGCCUACGCCAAGACCUCCCACCUGAAAGCCCAUCUGCGGUGGCACAGCGGGGACCGGCCCUUCGUCUGCAACUGGCUCUUCUGUGGCAAGCGCUUCACCCGCUCCGACGAGCUGCAGCGGCACCUCCAGACCCACACGGGGACCAAGAAGUUCACCUGCCCCGUGUGCAGCCGGGUCUUCAUGAGGAGCGACCACCUCAGCAAGCACAUGAAGACGCAUGAGGGGGCCAAAGAGGGAGCGGAGAGGGAGGGCAAGGGCGGGGCAGAUCCUCCGGGGAAAGGCAAGAGGGAGCCCGAGGCUGGCAGCUCCAGCCCCGCGACCCAGCCCAACUGA